Molecule: messenger RNA, 453 nt
Organism: Pyricularia pennisetigena
Lineage: Eukaryota; Fungi; Ascomycota; Sordariomycetes; Magnaporthales; Pyriculariaceae
Exons: 3
Source: RefSeq, a predicted model, not a curated record
CAUGUUCCAUACAACCCAAAGCUUUCUAGACCUUCAACGGUGUUUCCCAACGCCGCCGUGCUGGUAGAGGCUGAUGGAAAUUUUGCUCCCGAACCAACCGAUACGGCAAAUUGCCCGACGCAUCAUCCACCUCGUCCGGUAGGCUGGCCGACAACAGAUGCUCCAGCCAGGCCACUGCGAAAUAUCCCGCAAAAUGCUGGUAAUCCUGGUUCAGAAAGAUCAGGAUUUGAUUUCGGUAUGACGAGGGUUCCCGCGGAGAGGACAAUGGGAUUUGGACCGCAGAUUGCCGGUUUUGACGUCAAUCAACAAAAGGUGGCAGGUAACCAGAACGAUAAAUUACAAGAGCCAGUUCGGUUCAGGCGAUGCAUCUAUUUUGCAGAUACAGACGUAGAAGGCAAAACCGGUCAAAUCCCUGGCAAAAUCUGUCUUCUUACAAGUAGGGAUGCUUAUUAG